Molecule: messenger RNA, 3004 nt
Organism: Leucoraja erinaceus (little skate)
Lineage: Eukaryota; Metazoa; Chordata; Chondrichthyes; Rajiformes; Rajidae
Product: dedicator of cytokinesis protein 2-like
Exons: 18
Coding region: 1-2358 (785 amino acids)
Biological process (GO): cell migration; small GTPase-mediated signal transduction
Cellular component (GO): cytoplasm; plasma membrane
Molecular function (GO): guanyl-nucleotide exchange factor activity; small GTPase binding
Source: RefSeq, a predicted model, not a curated record
AUGGGACCACGACAAGAAAAACAGGCAGCAUACUUCAAUGAGAAGGCAAGCGUCGAGCCACUGCCGUGCCUGGAACAACAACAACAGGUAUGGUUUCAUGCCAAACCAACCGAGUGGCAACGUGGCCGUAUUGCAAUUGAAAACCUGUCCCCUCGGAGCUACGUCAUCUCUACACCGAGCGGUACAGAGUUCCGCAGGAACAGGAAGGACAUAUACGACCUGCGCACCAAGCAGCUGGUCCUUGCCCUGGCAACACGCAGCAGACAAGUGCCAACACUCUCCCACAAGGAGGAACCCCUCACCCAGGAGGAGCUAGUCUCCCAAACUCAAGCGGACUAUCACAGGCCGCACCACAAGGGUCUGUGGUGGGGGAAUCGGCUCAAAGCGAGCCAAGCCACACUCGCACAGAACAGAAAUAUGACACAGAACGAGUUGGAAAGACGAUUUGCACGAGAAGUGGCCGAUUGUCAAAACCCCCAACUCGACUUGUUAUCGAUGGACAUUACUGACAUUUUGAAAGGCAAAGCAGAAAGUGAUGAGGACAAACACCAUUUUAUUCCCUUCCAGCAAGUCACAGCCGAAAAUGAUUUCCUCCACACUUUAAUCCACAAGGUUGUCACUGCCAAAGACAUAAACCACAAAGGUCAAGGUCUCUGGGUUUCCAUGAAGUUACUUUCGGGUGACCUGAAGCAAAUUCGCAAGGACCACCCUCACCUUGUGGACCGAAGCACGGUGGUUGCCAGGAAAAUGGGGUUCCCUGAGAUCAUCAUGCCAGGUGAUGUCCGCAAUGACAUCUACAUCACUUUGAUGCAGGGAGAGUUCGACAAACAGAACAAAACCACGCAGAAGAACGUUGAGGUCACGAUGUGCGUCUGUGAUGAAAAUGGAGACGUAAUCCCGAAUGCGAUCUGCCAAGGUGCCGGAGACAAGGCUGUCACACAGCACCAGUCCGUGGUGUAUUACCAGCUGAAGCAGCAUCGCUGGAUGGAGACUGUCAAGGUUGCCAUUCCCAUUGAGGAUGUUCAGAGAACACACCUUCGCUUCACUUUCAAGCACAGAUCAUCUUCUGAUUCUAAGGACAAGGGAGAGAGAAUAUUUGCCAUGGCUUAUGAGAAACUAAUGAAACCAGAUGGAACAACCCUUAAAGAUGGAGAGCACAACCUGAUCUUAUACAAGGGUGACAGUAGGAAGCUUGAAGAUGCCUCCAUCUACCUGAAUAAUCUGUCCAACAAGUCGAUGAGCGACCAGAAGGCGAGCCAGGCUUCCUCGUUCCGAAGCACCGGCGGAGGUCACCACAUAUGUUCGCGGGACAGCCUUCAGAUUUCCACCCUUGUCUGCUCCACCAAACUCACACAGAACGUGGACCUCCUGGGCUUGCUAAAAUGGCGCUCCAACAUCAGGGCUCUGAACGAGAACCUGAAGAAGCUGAUGAAGGUGGAUGGAGGUGAAGUCGUCAAGUUCUUGCAGGAUACGCUAGACGCUCUGUUCAGUAUCAUGAUGGAAUUUUCGGACAGCAACACAUACGACAAGCUGGUGUUUGAUGCCCUGGUGUUUCUCAUUGGGCUGAUAGCAGACAGGAAGUUCCAACACUUCAAUGCUGUUCUGGAAGCUUACAUUCGACAGCACUUCAGUGCUACCUUGGCUUACAAGAAGUUGCUGUCAGUGCUGACGGAGUAUGUGGACACAGCGAGCCGCGGCCUCGACUGCGAGCCUCUCAAACGAGCAUUCAAAGCAUUGGAGUACAUCUUUAAGUUCACCGUCCGUUCAAGAUGCCUCUAUUCGCAGCUGUAUGAGGGCAAGGAGAAGAAGGAGUAUGAUGAUUCGGUGCGAAUACUACUGGAGAAAUUCAACGUCCUGAUGAAGUCACCACUGGAAGGCAACACAUUGCUGAUGCAGGGAGCUUCCCUCAAGUACUUGCCGAUGAUUCUUCAAGAUGUUGCAACGACCUUUGAUCCGGUCUUACUGAGCCACUUGUUGCACGAUUUCAUCAGGAGCCUUCCUCCGGAUCGACUGAUGAAGCAGAAGUUGCAGUCGAUGACUGCCAUCGUGGGCACCCAGCUGUUUAAGAUGGAAGAAUGCCGGGACAUUUUGCUAUCAGUGAUGACCACCACCUUGAUGGAGCUGAUUCAUAAAGGUGAAGAGGAGGAGGCGUGCGUUGAGCUACUCAGCAGCAUCCUGGAGGUGCUCUAUCAUCAGAAUGUGGGAAUCACAUACCGGGACAUUCAGGACAUCAUGGAUAAGUUGCUCCCGACUGUGAACAGGAUGGUCAUUAUGCUCGGGAGGGACCACAGCCUCAUCGUAAGUACUGGCUGUUUAACGUCAGGGCUGGGAUGCUUCAGGACACAGGGCUGCAAGUGAAACAAUUCACUUGACUUGUGUCGGUGAAAUGGCUGAUUUGCAUUCAGUUGAUCAUGGUUAAUCUGGAGGGUUAUUGACUUUGGUUUGCAGAGCAGUGCCCAGCGUCGUUUGAAAUAUGGGGCUGUGAAUAUAACUGAAGGUGAUGAAAAACAAUAUUUUGAUUCAAUCGCGAUUGACCCGAUGGAGUGUUGGCUGACUUUGCUUUUCUUUCAACUCUCGGAUAUUUUAAUUAAUCAGUUGCCAGAGAAUCGGUGGCAUUACCUAUAACACCAGUGUUCUUCAUUUAUUGGCUUGUUCCUUCAAGAGUGUUGACUGCGUCUCAGUGGCUAAAGGUUGCCGCAGACCAUAACUAAUUGCGUGGAGCGUUAAGAUUUCUCAUCACUUUGUCCACUUGAUCUUGCUUGCAUGUUGGAUUGGACGUAAAUCCCGGCGCUGAGAGAUCUGACGGGAGCGGGAUAAAGGUAGGCGUAGUGUAAGGACUAUGUCGGAGAAACCAUUGCAUUUGAGAUACAGGUGAUCUGCCAUUGAACCUCAACUGCCCUAAUGGAAACCAUGAAGCACUGUUUGGCCUUCCUUCACCUCAAUCACCAAGGGACCUGGAAGAAGGUAAGUCCUUAGCUCCAGCGUUAGCAUGAAGUGGACAUUU